Cololabis saira (Pacific saury) is the source of this 3812-nucleotide messenger RNA. RefSeq names its product solute carrier family 22 member 2-like. The record is from RefSeq and is a predicted model, not a curated record. The transcript is spliced from 12 exons. Lineage: Eukaryota; Metazoa; Chordata; Actinopteri; Beloniformes; Belonidae. Gene Ontology annotation, biological process: transmembrane transport. Gene Ontology annotation, cellular component: membrane. The coding region runs from base 216 to 1877 and encodes 553 amino acids.
CUAUCAUUCUCUGUGUGACUCCUUUAAACAGUAACAUGCAUGUACCUUUUGUGGGGCUUUAAUCAGGCACUUUUGGACUUUAGCUCCACAUCGACCUGGUUAGUGAGGCAAUCCAUGAAGUCUCAAAAUCUCUCAGGGCAAAUCUUUGCACUUUAUCUGGGUGCCAAACAGAACAGCAUUGGACAGAUUUUGCUUCUUUAAACUUUACAAGAAAGAUGACGACCUUUGACGAUCUGCUGGAGGAAGCCGGCCCUUUCGGACGCUGUCAGAAGCGAAUCUUCUCCCUUGUCUGUCUCUUGUCACUGCCUUUUGCAGGCGUUUACGUGGGCAUCGUCUUCCAGGGUUUCACGCCGGAUCACUGGUGCCGUGACCCUUCAGUGGUGGACAAGAGGCAGGUCUGCGGCUGGAGCCAGGCGGAGAGUCGCCGGCUGGUGCCGGUAGUCAACAGCUCCGGAGUGCUGCAGCACAGCAGUUGUGAGCGGUACGAGGUGGACUGGAACGCUUCAGCACUCACUUGUGACAGCCAGCAGCCGAACCUGACUGGCUUUCCAAUUACAGCAUGCAAGGAUGGCUGGGAGUAUGAUUAUCCAGACAGGAAGUCAUUUGUCACCGAGUUUGACCUGGUGUGUUCAGACGGGUGGUUGGUGGACAUGUACCAGUCCACUCUCAAUGUGGGCUUCCUCGUCGGCAGCUUUGCUUUUGGCUUCUUUGCCGACAGGUUUGGCAGAAAGAUUAGCCUUCUUGUGUCCAACAUCAUUAGUAUAAUAGCAGGGAUGGUGAUGGCUGCCGUCCCAAACUACAUCUCCAUUCUAGUCUGCAGGACCAUCUUUGGCUUCAGCGUAAAAGGAGGAUGGAUGGCCACAUAUGUGCUGCUCACAGAGAUUGUUGGAGUGGAGUACCGGCGCACGGUGGGCAUCUUGUUUCAGAUGUUCUUCAGUGUCGGUGUCCUCGUUCUCCCUCUGCUCGCUUACUUCAUCACUGACUGGCGUUGGCUGCAGGUUGCUAUCACUGCACCGUACUUUCUUUUCAUGUCCUACUACUGGUUCAUCCCUGAGUCUCCAAGGUGGCUAAUUUCUCAAAAGAAGUGUUCUCAAGCUCUGCUGAUCACUGAAGCGAUGGCCAAGGAAAACAAGAGGGAACUUACCAAGAAUUUUGAGACACUGACUAGUGAUGAAGUUGAGCACACAUCUGCCUCUUUGCUGGAUUUGAUCAGAACUCCAAAUAUGAGAAAACACACCCUUAUCCUCAUGUUCAACUGGUUCACAAGUGCUGUGGUUUAUCAAGGCCUCAUCAUGCGGGUGGGUAUAGCAGGAGGAAAUGUUUACAUUGAUUUCCUCAUCGCCGGGCUGGUGGAGUUUCCUGCCGCCUUUCUUAUCCUUUUCACCAUUGAGCGCAUCGGCCGGCGCCUCCCAUUUGCCACCGCCAAUAUAGUAGCUGGCAUUUCCUGCAUCAUCACUGCAUUCAUUCCUGACAGCAUGUUCUGGUUAAAGACGAUAGUGGCCUGUAUUGGAAGGCUGGGAAUCACCAUGGCCUUUGAGAUGGUGGUGUUUGUUAAUACUGAGCUCUACCCAACAUUUGUCAGAAACCUGGGUGUGUCGGUGUGCUCUACUCUCUGCGAUGUUGGAGGUAUUGUGUCUUCCUUCCUGCUCUACAGACUGGCUGUCAUCUGGCUGGAACUGCCACUCAUCAUUUUUGGAAUAGUGGCACUCAUAGCUGGAGGUUUGGUGCUGCUGCUCCCUGAAACCAAAGGCGUUCCUCUUCCUGAGACUAUCGACGAUAUCGAGUUCCCCAAUUGGAAAAAGAAGACAGAGGAAAAACUACAAGUGAAGAAACUUUUAAUAUCACAUCUGACAAAAGACAGAGAAACAACUGUAUAAUGGAAUUUUACUACCAUUAAUAAGAUCAAAAUUUUCAUCUCUGUAAAAAGUGAUUUUCCUAUUUCAUUUUUACUUCGCCAUCAUAGAAAAAAUAAAGAUAGCAUCAAUUAAGGUCAGCAUGCAAACUCAAACAGCAUACAUGUAAAUACUUUCAAGCACAUAAUGAACAGUCAUGUUGUGCAACCAGCCACAUUUAAUGCUGGAUAGUUUUAGCCGGCUUUAAUGGUUCUAUCAAUCCAAUCGACAAACUUUGACACUCUAGCAUAGACGCCAGGUUUCAUGGCGUUGGCACAUCCCAAGCCCCAUGACGUCACACCCUGCAGGACAUACUUGUUCUGGGAAUAGCACACCAGAGGACCUCCGCUGUCGCCCUGCAGGGAGGGGAAAAAACAAAAACAUAGCAGUAAGUAUCUUUGACACUCUGACUCAUAUAUUGAAGUAGUUCAAUAUUUAAUAUAUUAAUUUAUGUUAUGUUACCAAAAACAGACUUCAAAAGACCAACGGAUCUAGCGGCAGUACAGUUGUCAGAGGGCAGCUGUGAGCUAUCUCGCCAUAAAAGUGAAAACCAGUGAAAUUAAGUUUCUAAAAAGAGUAACAAUCGGAGCCAUUGAAGAUAGUUUCUUUGCCAAAGUUAUUCGUGAUAGUUUUUCUUCCAGGAAAACAAGAAAAUAGCUAACUGUCUUGUGGGUGAAGGUUAAAAAAACAAAAAAUAACAACAAAGGUUUGCAUGGUAAAACAUUGGACCUAUUUUUGUGGACUACAGCCCUGAAAUUUUCUAGAAAUGUUUUGGAUUGCAUGACUAUAAAUGUCCACAUAAGGCAUUUUGAUGGGUUUAUCCCGUCAGUAGAAUUGUAAGUCCCAAAAAUAUCCUUACCGGUAAUCCAUAUUGAGCACAGCAAGACAAAAAAAAAGUCUAGAGCGUUUCUGCCAAUAAAGGUUGUAACUUUAUUCCAUUCCCCUGCUGCUUUAUGUGCUGGUUUUCACUAGCCAUAUUGCAGGCAACCAUAGAGGAAAUGCAAACAUCAAAGACAUACGCAGUCAUUAUUAUGGAUAACUAAGGACAUUAAUCUGCCAUCUUUGUAAAUAUAACACUUUUACCCCUGUGGAGUGUUAACAUAUGUGAAAACUAUAGAGAUUCUCAUGUUUUGCAGUAAAUGUAUGAACCAGUAACUGAAGAGAAACUUAUAACAGUACUUGUCAAGCACACCGCCAAGAAUCUCUGUAAUUACUUUGAACCCCUACAUGUGACAAGAGCUCCAACUCUCCAAUCAGCUUGAAUUUUAGCUGCACUUCAUAAUAUAUGUUGAAUAUAAAAAAUAUCCAAAAACAUUUCGGAAAAGCACUUUCACUUAAAUACUAAUGUUUAAAAAAAUGUAUUGGAAUUAUUGUUUAGAGAUUAAAUUAACUAUUUAUAUGUAACCUAUACAUACAUUUAAGAUGUUUGCUCAGAGGAACUUCUAAUUGACUGAAAGCUUGUGGUAAUUGAAUUUGAAGUUAAUUCAACUUGACAUCUCCAUUAUAAACCUGUAAAGUGAAGGUGUCUGUAAAUCUGUAAAAAGAAUUGUGCAGUCAUGUAGAAUAUGUCCAUACCUGGCAGCUGUCAGUUCCUCCCUCAAUGUUUCCAGCACACAUCUCAUGGUCCUUCACUCUGCCGUUCAAGUAUGAUGGACGAUUACAGAUCUUGUUCUCAAUGACAGGGAAACCAGUUUCCUUCAGGACACCUUCACCCCCCGUACCUGAAACACAACUUUCUGCACUUAACCCACUCGUUCACAGCACUUUAUUUGCAGAUGUGAUGUCACUGUUACUGUGCGCUUGUUGUGCUGUCAUGAAAUAUUGUUUUAUCUUACCAUAUACACUGUUUGAAUAUUGACUACAUAAACAUUUUAAGUUGUUAAAUAAAUGCCUGAACAGAAUGAAAAAAAGGUCUCUAUU